Messenger RNA from Pyrus x bretschneideri (Chinese white pear), 1514 nucleotides. RefSeq names its product beta-1,3-galactosyltransferase 7. Gene Ontology annotation, cellular component: Golgi membrane. Gene Ontology annotation, molecular function: beta-1,3-galactosyltransferase activity. Bases 71 to 1261 code for a protein of 396 amino acids. Lineage: Eukaryota; Viridiplantae; Streptophyta; Magnoliopsida; Rosales; Rosaceae. The transcript is spliced from 11 exons. The record is from RefSeq and is a predicted model, not a curated record.
AUUCUCACCGUCUCUCUCAUUCACAAUCAGCUUCGUCACCACUUCCUCUCUAAAAACGCAGAGAGAGGAAAUGAAGAGCCGAAGCUCCAAGAAGAUCUCCGCAACAUGGAUUCCCAUCUUCUGCAUCCCUGCUUUCCUUCUGGGGAUGCUCAUCACCGGCAGAAUGUGGGCAGCACCUGAAUCCAACGGUCAGCUAAUUUCGAUUCGUCGCCAAGAGCAAGAGCUUCAAAUCGUCUCCGAAGAUUGGGCAACUAAGAAGAAGCAUGGACAUGAUAAGAAUGUGAUGGACGAAAUCUACAAAACCCAUGAAUCAAUUCAAUCUCUAGACAAGCAGAUGGCGUCGAUUCAGUUGGAAUUGGCGGCAGCUCGGAGUUCACAGGAGACGGGGGACUCCGGUGGCUCCACCUCCAACUCGCAGUUGUCUAAGGACAAUUCAAUGAGAAAGAAAGCAUUUAUUGUUAUUGGAAUUAAUACUGCUUUUAGUAGUAGAAGGAGGCGAGAUUCAGUUAGAGAGACUUGGAUGCCUCAAGGGGAAAAGCUACUGCAGUUGGAGCGCGAGAAGGGGAUAGUUAUCCGUUUUAUGAUUGGCCACAGUGCAACAUCCAACAGCAUUUUAGAUAGAGCCAUUGAUUCAGAAGAUGCUCAACAUAAUGAUUUCCUCAGGCUGGAACACGUUGAAGGUUAUCAUGAAUUGUCUGCCAAAACGAAAAUUUUCUUCACCACAGCAGUUGCACAAUGGGAUGCUGAUUUUUAUGUCAAGGUGGAUGAUGAUGUACAUGUCAAUUUAGGUAUGCUAGCUACAACUCUUGCCCGUCACCGUUCAAAACCUAGAGUCUACAUUGGGUGUAUGAAAUCUGGACCUGUUCUUGCCCAAAAGAAUGUGAAGUACCAUGAACCAGAGUAUUGGAAGUUUGGAGAGGAGGGAAACAAAUACUUCCGGCAUGCAACUGGACAGAUUUAUGCAAUCUCAAGGGAUCUUGCUACAUAUGUCUCCAUUAACCAGCCCAUAUUGCAUAAGUAUGCCAAUGAAGACGUGUCGCUUGGUUCGUGGUUUAUUGGUCUUGAAGUCGAACACAUUGAUGAACGCAAUAUGUGCUGUCGUACUCCACCAGAUUGUGAGUGGAAGGCACAGGCAGGUAAUAUGUGCGUUGCAUCAUUUGAUUGGAGCUGCAGUGGUAUCUGCAAGUCGGUGGAAAGGAUUAAAUCUGUUCAUGAGAAGUGUGGUGAAGGUGAUGCAGCUGUUUGGAGUUCGUUAUUCUAAAUCGGAGCACGUUGUAUCAAGUGCAGCCCACAAUCUUCUUGUGGUGAAGGGGAUGCAGCUGUUUGGAUACUUCUGAUUGUAAAUAUGUGUGGAGGGUAAAGGGGUAUUUAUACAAAUUGAGUUAGGAUCGAAUUGUUUUCUUCUGAUGUGGGAGUCAGUUGUAGCCCGAGCAGAAGCAGUAACAUUUUCAAUUGAUGUUGUAUUGUAUCCUUCCAUUUGUGUAAUACAAAACACAGAAAAUAUACUCCCCUCA